UCACGCCGGCUCUCCUCUCCGUGGGACAACCGUGCGGGAGAGAGUCGAGGGUCCCAACGCCACGGACCAGACAGGAUGAACGACUGGUUGCUGGGGCUUUUCCUCACGGUGGCCUGCGCGGAGGCAGGGCAGCUGACGGUGGUGGGAUUGAAAGGAGAGCCCGUCACUCUCCCGUGCGUGGACAAGGAUGGGCGACCCUCGUCCCCCAACACGCUUGUGUCGUGGCAGAAAGGGAAUGAGAUGGUGCACGUUCAGAAUGGCCGAGGCAGACUGCGGGAACAGCAGGAUGCGGUGUACAGGAACCGGACAGGAAUGGACGCACAGGGAUUCAGUCAGGGCAACUUCUCGCUGACCUUCGGACCCCUGCGGCUGGCGGAUGAGGGCAAGUACCAGUGCAUCGUGCUCGAGGAGCCACAGAGAGACAAGCUGCACAACGCCGAGGUCCGACUGUAUGUGGGAGCUAGCUACAGCACCCCGUCCAUCGUGGGGCCACCGUUGGGAGACACCAGUCCCGGGGACGUGGUCAACCUGACCUGCCUCUCGUCUGGAGGGUACCCGCAGCCGGUGGUGAACUGGACGGACGGGGAGAGUCGACCGCUGGUCAACGUGAGCAGCGAGGAUGAGAUGGGGCAGGACCAGGGCUCCAAGCUCUGGAACGUCAGCAGUGUGAUCUGGGUCACAGUCACCCCCAACUCCAGCUUCAUCUGCACCGUGCGUAACCCGCGGACGGGCGAGAUCUGCAGGUCCAGUCCCUGGCGGGGAUUCAGGAGUCAAUUACCGGAAAACCUGCCACGCAGGAGCACUCUCUCGUACGUCACCCCGGUGGUCAUUGCUCUGACAUUGCUGGUCGCUCUGGGGCUUGUGUAUCAGAGGAAGACAUCAUGGCGAACAGAAAUGACCGUGACUUGUUCUGAAGAGCAUCAGAUGAAUCCACUGAUGCAAGGCACAGUUCUUCCAGUCCAGGUCCCAUGUUAGAACUUCCUCUGUGAAUGGCAGUGGAUGGAUAAACAGGCAAGACCACCCCCGCCCCCCAAGCGAGGGACGAACCGGAUGAGGGGGUGGAGAGGGGGUGUGGGAUCGUCAGACAGACUCGGAGAGCCACCUCACUGACUUGCCUUCUCCACUGCACCACAAGACAUCCGCAAAGGCUCCUCUUGUCGAACAGGCAGCCCGACAUCGUGGAUUUAAAUUGGGAAAGGAUCGCUGGCGGUGGGAGUCUUCAUUUUGGGAUUUGGGAGAAGUACUUAAUUUCCCACGGACUCUUUGUCGCACCCUGUCUCAUCCCCCAGGACACACACUCUUUCAGAAGGAGCCAAGGCUGUGGAGAAGGUGCAGAGGAGAUACUGGACUCACCGGUCCAGGGGAGAGGCUGAGGUCGAGAGAGCAGGUUAACGGGAGAUUGAAUCGGGAUGUUGGAGGAGCGAAUCCGGAGAGGCUCUGGUCCAGGGGAGAGGCUGAGGUCGAGAGGGCAGGUUAACGGGAGAUUGAAUCGGGACGUUCGAGGGGUGAGUUAGUGGGGAGGCAGUCCUGGGAGAGGCUGGGGCUGAGAGACAAGGGGAGAUUGAAUCAGGUAGUUUGGGGAGUGAAUUGGGAGAGGCUGCCAUGGUGUGGUAGGGUUGGAGGGAGGAUAAUCAGGGAAGGAACCGGAGGGGGAGGGGGGAAAUGUUAACCCCACCCCCCCACUACAGUGUGGGGGAAGGGAGCAGAUCCAACAGCAAUAUCCCAAAGGGCUGGAAAGCCGGGAGGGGGGUAGAGUGUGGGGAGUGCAGGAGAGGACUCUAAGGACCAGGGCUAGGCCAGUGGGCCGAGUGGUCUCUCCUUCCGUCACAGGCGCUGUGCACUUCGAGAGGUGGAGCUCCCGGAUGCGUUCUGCGGUGGUUUACAAUAAACGUCUGGCAGUUGAUUCGAGGCACGUCUCGCAGUGCGGUGGGCUGAAUCACUUCACAGUCAAGCUGGUACUUCCCCCCUCAAUAUUUAUGGCAAACUGCUCCUCCCACAGGUGGGGUUAGCGGGAGGACACUGCAGUAGUUUAAGGACGCCUCUCAUUUCCCCCUCUUCCCAAGGGACAGUUAGGGAUGGGUGAUGGAUGCUGGUCUGGCCAGUGUG
Messenger RNA from Pristis pectinata (smalltooth sawfish), 2106 nucleotides. RefSeq names its product CD276 antigen-like. Gene Ontology annotation, biological process: cell surface receptor signaling pathway; T cell costimulation; cellular response to lipopolysaccharide. Lineage: Eukaryota; Metazoa; Chordata; Chondrichthyes; Rhinopristiformes; Pristidae. The transcript has 6 exons. Bases 76 to 975 code for a protein of 299 amino acids. The record is from RefSeq and is a predicted model, not a curated record. Gene Ontology annotation, cellular component: external side of plasma membrane.